AUGGAGCCCUCGACGCUCCCUGCGUCGUCUCUCUCGACAUCCAUCGAGGAAUACACGACCAAGCGCGCCAGCAUCCUACGUAAGCGCAAAAGGUCGCUCUACGACAUACUGGAACUCGAUUCCGACUGCAAGACAGCGGAAGUGCGCAGGGCGUACUACCACUUUGCGAGACUGCUCCACCCAGACAAAUGCCAAGACGAGGCUGCAGUGCCACUGCUCGUUGACGUGCAAAGCGCGUACGACAUUCUUGGCGACGAAUACAAGCGGAUGCUAUACGACCUGAAGAAUGGUUUCCGCACAGGGGAGCAGUUGUCCGACCAGUUGCGGACGCUCGGCGAGAAGCUCAAGGAGCGCUACAGUCACUUUUUGCAAGAUCACACCCAAGCAUAUAUCGCAUCGGUACUGGAACAGUACAACAAGCAAGGGUUGAUGGUCAAGAAGGCGCUCUAUGGCAACCUGAGUCUGAGGGACCCGCAAAGCAUCUCUUCAGUCGAAACCAUCGAGGCGCACCAACUCAAAGGCCCUUUCAUCGAGGUCACUGUUCAGCUGCAACUGCUCAUUGAACACGGCGUGCUACAUGUAAACCCCAAUGGGCACAUGUCCUACGCAUUUUUGCCCGGAUUCUACAACCCGAUGGAUUUCGUCGAGCAGAAUCACGUAACCAACUCUGAAGACGGGACUCAGCUUUACAUUCUGUACCUCUUCAAGGGGGACGUACACGAAGUCACGUUGUGUGAUGGCACACCCUUCAAAUUACCAAUGAAGGCACACCUCGUUUACGGUUCCUAUAUCAAGGGGCCGUACGCCGUGGCGAACCUCGAAGCCCUGGAAUCCGCCUGA
Molecule: messenger RNA, 840 nt
Organism: Babesia ovata
Lineage: Eukaryota; Apicomplexa; Aconoidasida; Piroplasmida; Babesiidae
Product: domain-containing protein, putative
Exons: 5
Coding region: 1-840 (279 amino acids)
Biological process (GO): cristae formation
Source: RefSeq, a predicted model, not a curated record